This is a messenger RNA of Tigriopus californicus, 1411 nucleotides long. RefSeq lists its product as uncharacterized. Lineage: Eukaryota; Metazoa; Arthropoda; Copepoda; Harpacticoida; Harpacticidae. Bases 222 to 713 code for a protein of 163 amino acids. The record is from RefSeq and is a predicted model, not a curated record. The transcript has 4 exons.
CGUCUCUUAUCUGCUUGCCCUCCAACCCAACACCCUGUUGCUUCAAAAGUUGGGAGAUGUGUCCUCAUCCUUAUUUUUCUAGAGGCUUCGUUCGAUUGUGCAGUCACUUUGGCUCUCCCUAUAUAAAGUCUAUCCUUGGUUUGAUUCUGUAAAGACUCCUUCAACGGAGAACAGAACAUCGUCCUCAUAAACGUUCAAGUGUCAGCUAAAUCAAGCCAAAGAUGACUCCAAGAAUAAACCAACAAAGCAAGUGGAUGGUCGUGAUCCUCUCCCUGACCUCCAUCCUGUCCCAUAAUGUGUGCCAAGGUUGUUCACGGGACUCAUCAGAUGACGAGUAUCGCGUAGUCCGGAGGACGGAUUCGGAUGGCAAGCAACUGGUGGUGGCCGUUGGUGAUGAUGCCAGACUUAGUUGUCAGACCAACGUACCAUGGAAAACAUGUGUGUGGAAACCACCUCGAAAUGGCGUCCGGGAACUGAAAUGUGAAUUUGGACGGAAGAAGGUGGAGCACAUGACUUGUCCUUCAUUUCCCGAGAUUCAUUUCGACAAGGAGCGAUCUGCGGGACAAUCAUGCACAAUUGUGGUGCACCAGAUCACCGAGCAUCACGAGGGCAAUUGGGGAUGUGAGUUAGAGAUUGAUGUGCCCACACUUCAGGAAAAGGUCAUUGUCAAGGACAAAGUCCGCUUGAUGGCGAGAGGAUGGCGGUACCCAUGAUGACACCUACCGCCCUCUCUCAACAAGUCAUCGUAACUGAUUUUCCUCUUGAUGAACCCAUUUCAGGCCAAUCCUGUCUCUAGUCAGUAUUCUUCCUAUCAGUGUCACUAGAUUGCAAACAGGGUGGUGGGCUUAAAUUUGGACAAAUGGAACAAUGUCCAUCUGACACGCGUAAAGGCCUUUAAAGUGGGCACUCCAGUGAAUGAAUGAAUGGCUGAAUGGCUUGUGCAUUUUUAGUUAUCUCCAGAGUGUCUGGUCUUUCGUUUUCGGCGGGCUUUACCACUAUGAAUUAGGAUUUAUCAUCUGGAACGCAAACCAUGCGUUUAUCAAGUAGAAGGCCACAAGUUUUUUCCUAACGGACACAACUCAAAAACAAGAAGUGAUAAGAAAGUUAAAACAAAUACAUGACGACAUGAAUGGAUGACUGAUGAACGAAUGUUUUUUAAAGCUUGCAAAAGCCCACUUUGAACGGCGGACACAAACAAAGUUUUUAUUUGUCUUCAAAAUCAGAGCCUUCCAUCACCCUGUCAACCCUCACAGAUGGCUCUAGAACUGUUUUUAUGGUUGAAAAAGCAUCCAUUUUUCUGUUGGUCGUAUCGCAUGCCUGUUUUGGGUCUCCCGGCCAAUUGUGAACCAUGUAAAUUCGAUACAUAUCUCUGGAUUCUCUUUUCUUUCGCAAUAAAUACAUUACCAAAUUA